AUACAUUUCUGACAGAACUCAGUACAAGAAAGUACUCAAGAUGAUGGUAUCCGCUUUUAUGAUUCUCGUUGUUGGCUUUUUACCAGUUUGUUACGGGUACACGUGGCUGAGUGGAGCACCCUCCAACGGCUCUACCUACUAUUCGUGUGUGGGCGACUCAGUCACCUUUCCCUGGGCCAUCAUCCCCUCUGCUUCUGAAAGAGCUGAGCUGGAGUGGUCUUUUAAAGACAAUGAUGGCAGUUCAGAAGUUAUUGCAACAUACCUCAACAAUGAGUUUCUCGUGCCCCACUCUUCACGGAGAACUUUGAAAUUCGUUGGAAAUGUUGGCCUUAUGAUCAGCAACUUAAAGCACGAAGAUUUCGGCGAAUACUCAGUUCGCCUUAUCAUUAACGGCGUUAUUAUUGAGACGAGAUACGCUUACCUGAGACAACCAGAUCCUCCGAGGACGGACGACGACCGGCUGCUGGCGCGGGUGUUGCCCAACGCCAUCUUCAGCGCCGGCGAGUGGCAGGUGCAGCUCGCGUGCGGUUCGUUUUCCUCCUGGGGCUCCUCAUCUUUUUCUGUGAAAUGGAAGGUGGGCUACUUUGUACAUUAG
This is a messenger RNA of Pomacea canaliculata, 595 nucleotides long. RefSeq lists its product as uncharacterized. NCBI's taxonomy places the organism in Eukaryota, Metazoa, Mollusca, Gastropoda, Architaenioglossa, Ampullariidae. Bases 41 to 595 code for a protein of 184 amino acids. The transcript has 4 exons. The record is from RefSeq and is a predicted model, not a curated record.